Molecule: messenger RNA, 4755 nt
Organism: Medicago truncatula (barrel medic)
Lineage: Eukaryota; Viridiplantae; Streptophyta; Magnoliopsida; Fabales; Fabaceae
Exons: 15
Coding region: 364-4524 (1386 amino acids)
Biological process (GO): defense response to bacterium; protein phosphorylation
Cellular component (GO): plasma membrane
Molecular function (GO): ATP binding; protein serine/threonine kinase activity
Source: RefSeq, a predicted model, not a curated record
UAAGCAGCUAGGAUUGACAAUAAUAUGAUUGGAUAGGACUUUAAUUUUGUACCUGAAAUGCAGCCAUAGAAUAUUAGAAGAUUGAAGAUGGAAAAGUUGGCAGUAGAUGCCCCCCAUCCACUGAGUCAGAUUAUUAUAUUUAUAUGAAGUUAGUUAGCUUCUACCCCUUUUUUAAAGUACAGUUUUUUUUUUUUUUUUUUUUUUGUCCUUUAUUGACUCAUAACUAAUUUCAACUACACUAUACCUUGAGAUCUCUGAAUCUAAUUACAAGAUCCUACUUAAUUAAUUUACCAUAUCAUUUACAUGCAAAUUCAACCACAUGUUUAUGCUUGCUCAUAGAUAUUUUUGCAGCAUAGCAGAAUCAUGAUUACCAUAUUAGUAAAAAAGAAUCUUAUAGUACAGUUUUUUCUUAGAACUCUUAUACUUUCCAUAACAGAAACAUCUGCAUCAGUGUUCAACAAUGUUACCUGCACAACCAACCAAACAUUCACACCAAACAGCACUUUUCACAAAAACCUUAACACUGUUCUGUUUUCACUUUCUUCCAACGUAACCAAUGAUGUUAGAUUUUUCAACACAACAUCAGGAAAUGAUUCAAACAAAGUCUAUGGUCUCUAUAUGUGUCGUGGAGAUGUUCCAUUUGCUCUAUGCAGAGAGUGUAUUGGUUUUGCAACACAAAAAAUUCCAUCAUCUUGUCCUUCUUCUAAAGAAGCUGUGAUCUGGUACAACGAGUGUUUGUUAAGGUAUUCCUACAGAUUCAUCUUCAUGAAAAUGGAAACAUGGCCUAGAUACAAGAUCGAGAUUCCAAUGGGGGACCCUGUUUUGUUACAGAGUAAAAGAUUUUACUCUGCUUUAAGAUCUGUUUUGAAUGUUCUUCCAAAAGAAGCUGCACUUUCUCUUGGUGGUUUUAACAAGUAUGCUGUGAAGCAAGAAAAUGCUUCUGCCAGUGUAACGCUAUAUGGUCUUGCUCAGUGCACACCGGACUUGUCAGCCGGAGAUUGUAGGCGGUGUAUUGAGGUUGCGGUGGUAGAAUUUCCUAAGGAUUGUUGUGGUGGUAGCAUAGGGGAAACUGUUUUCUUUCCAAGUUGUUUUGUUAGGUUUGAAACUUAUCCGUUUUAUCAGCAUUCAGAGACCUCAGCAGCAGCAACAACAACUAAGGGAGGGAGAAAUAUUCCAACCAAUGUGGUUGCAAUCAUUGUUGUUUUGGUUGUCAUUUUGGCCGUGAUUUUGUCCACCGGCUGCUGUUUAUUAUUGAUAAAAGCGAAGAAGAGACGCAGGGCCAGUCACAGAGAAAACUUUGUGCUUGAAUUUAAAAACUCAGAGUCAUUGGAAUUUGAUUUUGCUACAAUUGAAAUAGCAACAAACAUGUUUUCUGAAGAUAGCAAAAUAGGCAGAGGGGGAUAUGGACAAGUCUACAAGGGAACUCUUCCUAGUGGACAAGAAAUAGCUGUGAAGAGACUGUCCAAAACUUCUGGCCAAGGAGCAGAAGAAUUCAAAAAUGAGGUGAUGUUAAUUGCCAAACUUCAACACAGAAAUUUAGUGAGGUUAAUAGGAUUUUGCCUUGAAGACCAAGAAAAGAUACUCGUCUAUGAAUAUGUGCCUAACAAAAGUCUUGAUCACUUCCUAUUUGAUUCUCGGAAGCAAAAGCAAUUAACUUGGCCUGAACGGUAUAAUAUCAUUAAAGGGAUUGCUCGAGGAAUUCUUUACCUUCAUGAAGAUUCUCGUCUCAAGAUUAUACACCGUGAUAUUAAACCAAGCAAUGUUCUUCUAGAUAACAAUAUGAAUCCAAAAAUCUCUGAUUUUGGCAUGGCAAGGAUGGUAGCUAUAGAACAAGUUCAAGGACAUACAAAUAGAGUUGUGGGCACAUAUGGUUACAUGUCUCCGGAAUAUGCAAUGCAUGGACAAUUUUCAGAGAAGUCUGAUGUUUUUAGUUUUGGAGUGAUGGUUCUCGAGAUUAUUAGUGGAAAAAAGAAUUCAUGUUCAUUUGAAUCACGUCGUAUCGAUGAUCUCUUAAGUCACGCUUGGAAUCAAUGGAAAGAUGAAUCACCAUUUCAGAUGCUGGAUCCAAUUAUGCAAGAAUCUUAUUCACCAAAUGAAGUAGAAAAGUGUGUGCAAAUUGGUUUACUUUGUGUCCAAGAAAAUCCAGAUGAUAGGCCUACAAUGGGAACUGUUGUUUCAUAUCUUAAUAAUGUCUCAAUUGAAAUGCCAUUUCCCAUGGAACCAGCAUUUUUCAUGCACGGCAGGACGAGAAGAAAUUCAGGCCAUUCAGCUGGACAUGAAUCAUAUUCAGGUCAUUCCACCAACUAUUCCCUCUCCUCCUCCAGUGUAUGUCCUCGAUAUUACAGAAUUUACCCUAAAAAAGUACUGGACAGAAAUGAUGGGGUGGAGACAAACCGUCCAAUCUAUCUGAGGAAAUGUGCAAAAGACCGAAAGCUCGCCGAUUUUGAAAACAGUCCACUUGGAUUUGGAGAAUCAAACUUAGAUUUCACAAACAAUAAUAUAUACAACACUUCAUCCCUUAACACAAUAAACAGAGCCAUGAAUUACACUAUGUCUUUGAAUUCCUUCAACCUUCUAUUUCUGUUCCUCUUCAUUACCUUUCUCCUGAGCUCAAAUACAAAAGCACAAAAUCCUACUCAUCUCUACCAGAUUUGUUCAAUGAACAAAACCACAUCCAACAGCACCUACAAAUCAAACAUCAUAACCCUUUUCUCUUAUCUUUCUUCCAACGCCACCACAAACAAUGAAUUCUACAACACGGUCCCCAGCAGAAACAUCUCAAACUCCGUAUACGGUCUAUUCAUGUGCAGAGGCGACGUUUCAUCUCCCCUCUGCAUACAAUGUGUGGCGAACGCAACACAGAGACUAUCAUCAGAUGCAGACUGCUCCUUAUCCAAACAAGCUGUAAUCUGGUACGACGAGUGCAUGGUUCGAUAUUCCAACACCUCUUUUUUCUCCACCAUGGCUACAAGGCCUGGCGUUUUCAUGAUGAACAGCCUAAAUAUCACAAACCAGGAGACAUUCAUGCCUUUGUUGUUUGAUACAAUGAACAAAACAGCAGAUAAUGCUGCAAAUUCUUCUGUUGGUGCUAAGAAAUACGCAACAAAGGAAGCUAGCAUCUCUGGUUUUCAGACACUUUAUUGUAUGGCUCAGUGUACAGAGGAUUUAUCACAGCAAGAUUGCAGAACGUGUCUUAGUGAUGCUAUUGGAGCUCUUCCACAGUGUUGUGAUGGAAAGCAAGGUGGGAGAGUUUUGUUUCCUAGCUGUAAUGUUAGAUAUGAAUUAUACCCUUUUUAUCGAAACCUUGCUCCUUCACCAUCACCAGCGCCUUCAGCAGCACCAGCGCUUGUUCCUCCUUCAACCAGCACUCCUACUUUGGGAGGAAGUAGCGGGAUCUCAUCAGGGACAAUUGUUGCAAUUGUGGUUCCGAUUUCUGUGGCCACACUGCUAUUAAUCGUUGGUGUUUGUUUCUUAAGUAAAAGAGCAUGGAAGAAGAAGCAUGACUCUGCAGCACAAGAUCCUAAAACUGAAACUGAUAUUUCCACUGUGGAAUCCUUGAGAUUUGAUUUGAGUACACUUGAAGAAGCUACAAACAAAUUCUCAGAAGCUAAUAAGCUAGGUGAAGGUGGAUUUGGUGAGGUUUACAAGGGCUCACUUCCGAGCGGACAAGAAAUAGCUGUCAAGAGACUCUCUAAACACUCGGGACAGGGCGGAGAACAAUUUAAGAAUGAAGUUGAGCUUGUUGCCCAACUUCAACAUAGAAAUUUAGCUAGGCUUCUAGGAUUUUGCUUGGAAAGAGAAGAAAAGAUACUUGUUUAUGAAUUUGUGGCCAACAAAAGCCUCGACUAUAUUCUUUUUGAUCCUGAAAAACAAAGGCUGUUGGAUUGGACAAGGCGUUACAAGAUUAUUGGAGGGAUUGCGCGAGGCAUUCAAUAUCUUCAUGAAGAUUCUAGGCUUAAAAUUAUUCAUCGUGAUCUUAAAGCUAGCAACAUAUUGUUGGAUGGAGAUAUGAAUCCAAAAAUCUCGGACUUUGGCAUGGCAAAAUUAUUCGGAGUGGAUCAAACUCAAGGAAAUACCAGUAGAAUCGUAGGCACAUAUGGUUACAUGUCUCCGGAGUAUGCAAUGCAUGGAGAGUUCUCGAUAAAGUCUGAUGUAUACAGUUUUGGAGUCCUCGUUAUGGAGAUUAUAAGUGGCAAGAAGAGCAACUCUUUCUAUGAAACAGGUGUUGCUGAUGAUUUAGUAACCUAUGCCUGGAAACUUUGGAAGAAUGGAACACCCUUGGAAUUGGUUGAUCACACAGUAAGAGAGUCUUAUACUCCAAAUGAAGCUAUCAGAUGCAUCCAUAUUGGUUUACUAUGUGUCCAAGAAGAUCCAGAAGAUAGACCUACAAUGGCAACAGUAGUGCUCAUGCUAGAUAGUUUCACUGUUACGCUACCGGUACCUAAGCAGCCUGCAUUUUUUCUACACAGUGGAACUGAUUCAAACAUGCCGACAAUACAAAUUAGUCAAUCUACUACCAAUUGAAUACCAAAGCUUGAAAACGUGAGGAGAUUUUAAAAGUUUAGUCUGUUAGUGUAUGUAGUUUUGAGUUCAAAACAGUGUAAUAUUUUGUAUUUGCUUAUUUAUCAAUGUGGAAAUAAUAACUGCAGGUCGUUUAGGUCAUCUUGUAUUUGGUAGCCUCGUAAGCUGGCAAAAUAUCAACUUUUGAAAUGUAGCAGACCAAUUAUGUAUUGGUUGAGGCCCAUUUUCAUUUCA